Molecule: messenger RNA, 1325 nt
Organism: Tarenaya hassleriana
Lineage: Eukaryota; Viridiplantae; Streptophyta; Magnoliopsida; Brassicales; Cleomaceae
Product: ELMO domain-containing protein B-like
Exons: 10
Coding region: 144-1115 (323 amino acids)
Source: RefSeq, a predicted model, not a curated record
CGUUGCUACGACAGUUUCCUUGAGACCUUUUUCUUAGUUUUCAGAUUUCGUGGGCUCUUCCUACCUUUCCCCGGAAGCAAUUCAUCAGCUUUCCGUCAAAUUCAGAGUCGCGGGCUUACCCACUUUAUCUAUUCCUUUACACAAUGGCGUCUGCGACUCUGAGAAGACGGCUUCAUCAUGGGGAUGUGGAUGGGAGGAGAUACGAAAAGUACGACACUACGGACACUGAAGAUCUGAAUGAACCACUGUUGGGUAGUAGUAAUAGUAGUCAUAGAGAUGAGUACAAUGAGGACCGUACGCUGGAGGAGAUAUGGGAUGAAGAACGAAAGAGGCAGCAGGUCCACUGGACCUUGAUAUUUUCUCAGUUGAUUGCACAAUGGGCUCAGUGGAUAGCCAAUAUUGUAUUUGGUUCCGGCUCACUUGUCGGGAGGUUCUUGUCUCUGUCUGCUUUUGGUCAAAUUGGUUCAGGUGGGAAGCUUCUGCCCCCCACCCUUAGUCCUUUGCAGGAAGAAAGGUUGAAGAAUCUUCAGCGAAGACUAGAAGUCCCAUUUGACGGAUCUCAAUCCGAGCAUCAGGAUGCGCUUAGACAGCUAUGGAGGCUGGCUUAUCCACAUAGGGAACUUCCACCUCUCAAAUCUGAACUCUGGAAAGAAAUGGGUUGGCAAGGAACGGAUCCUUCAACGGAUUUUCGGGGUGGGGGAUUUAUAUCUCUGGAGAAUCUAAUCUUCUUUGCCAAGGCCUACCCGAAAUCGUUCCAGAGAUUGCUGCAUAAGCAAGAUGGAACAAGAGCGGAAUGGGAGUAUCCUUUCGCAGUUGCUGGCAUCAAUAUCUCGUUCAUGCUGGCACAAAUGUUGGAUCUUCAAUCGGGGAAACCGUCGUCCGUGGCCGGGAUAAGGUUCAUGGAGUUUCUUGAGGAUGAUGAAACAGCGUUCGAUAACCUUUACUGCGUAGCUUUCCAGAUGAUGGACGCACAAUGGCUUGCCAAACGAGCUUCUUACAUGGAUUUCAAUGACGUUUUGAAGUCGACGAGAACGCAGUUGGAACGUGAAUUGGCACUUGAGGACAUUUCGAGCAUCAGGGACUUGCCUGCUUUCAAUUUAUUGAGGAGAUCAUAAAUCUGCAUUUCCCUUCGCCCUACUAUUUCUUCCUGUAUUUAUAUUAUAUAUACAUAUAUAUAUAUAUAUAUGUAUAUAUGAUUCUGGUAAUUUCUUAUAAUAAUUAAACCACUUUCUCGAGUAAUUUGUAAUACGCGAGGAAGACAAUGAAACAAAAUGUAGAUUCCUUUUUUAUUUCCCCGGAGAAUCAAAUCAAAUUGUAAUUCGAUC